This is a messenger RNA of Anastrepha ludens (Mexican fruit fly), 1443 nucleotides long. Its product is annotated as vesicular integral-membrane protein VIP36. Gene Ontology annotation, molecular function: D-mannose binding. The record is from RefSeq and is a predicted model, not a curated record. NCBI's taxonomy places the organism in Eukaryota, Metazoa, Arthropoda, Insecta, Diptera, Tephritidae. Gene Ontology annotation, cellular component: COPII-coated ER to Golgi transport vesicle; endoplasmic reticulum-Golgi intermediate compartment; endoplasmic reticulum membrane. The transcript has 5 exons. Gene Ontology annotation, biological process: endoplasmic reticulum to Golgi vesicle-mediated transport; Golgi organization; endoplasmic reticulum organization. The coding region runs from base 94 to 1080 and encodes 328 amino acids.
UUUCUCCAAGCGUUCUUCAAGAUAAGCGCAAAUAUUUGACAGCUGAGUAAUUAACGCAAUUUUCUUGACGAAUUCGUUAUUGUAUUACCAAAAAUGAUUGAUUUGUGCCGGGAAAAGUGGGCUUGGUGGCUACUAAUCCUCUUAAUAGUACUGCUGGAAAAGGGCGAUUGUUCUGCUAGUAGCAAUGAGUAUAUGAAACGUGAGCAUUCAUUGAUACGGCCGUUCCAGGGCAUUGGUAUAAAUUUACCAUAUUGGGAUUUUCUUGGACACACAAUGGUAACUAGCAACUACAUAAGACUGACGCCAGAUUUGCAAUCGAAGAGCGGUGCACUUUGGAACUACUCGCCCGUUAUGACACGCAACUGGGAGGUACAUGUUACAUUCAAGGUGCACGGAAGGGGAAAUGAACUGUUCGGAGAUGGAUUUGCUAUUUGGUAUACCAAAGAACGUAUGCAGGGAGGUCCCGUGUUUGGCAGCAAAGACUAUUUCUCCGGUUUGGCGGUGAUAUUGGACACUUACAGCAAUCAAAAUGGACCACACAAUCAUCAACAUCCCUACCUCAGUGCUAUGAUAAACAAUGGCACAUGGACAUAUGAUCAUGACCGGGAUGGCACACAUACACAACUUGCCGGUUGUGAGGUGCGUUUUCGUAAUGUGGACUAUGAGACACAUGUGAGCAUACGUUAUGAAAAUGACAUACUCUCGAUCUCCACGGAUAUGGAGAAUAGAGGCGAGUGGAAGAGUUGUUUCGUGGUGAACGAUGUUGAAUUGCCAACGGGAUACUUCCUCGGAUUGUCGGCGACAACUGGAGAUCUAUCCGACAAUCAUGACAUCGUUGGUGUAAAGUUUUACGAUCUUGAUAUAAAUGUGACGCCGGAAGAGAUAUCAGCACGUUCUAAAAUUGUGCCACGUGCGAAAACCUACGAACCGCCACGUGAACACAAAGACGAUCCCAAGCCGGGCAUGUCAAAUGUGAAAAUAUUCUUCAUACUUUUAUUCGGCAUGUUGGUUGCAAUCGCGGGCGCCAUUUUUGCGAUCUCAUACUUUAAAGAGAAGAAUUCAAGAAAACGCUUCUACUAAACAUAUACAUUACACACUUACUUCCACUUCCACUGCACACGACAGACAUCAUAGACUUUUCCUUAGCAAAAUAUAUCAAAUACAUACUGACAUAAUACAGAAACGACAAACAACAUGAGCACACUCACACUUUUGUUGCAAUGACACUAAAUGCUAAUUUAUUGUGUAUUUAAUGUAAAAUUUUGUCUAUAUACAUACAUAUAUUUUAAUUUAGUACUGCUAGACAAAUGCGGCAUGAAAGUUGCUUCUAAUGUAAAAGGGCGCAUCUAUGUAAGUCAUUGCGUUCAUUUGGUAUUACAAGUUUUUCAUACUGCACGGUAUGAAGUUAUUUUAUCAACUAGAUUUACAUAGAUUUUUUUUUAU